CAUAAUAAAUGCUCGCCGUAAACGUUGCAACAGGAAGUAUUCGGGCAUACCCGAGUCGCUCAAACAGUCAUUGUUGAUCGAUUGCAAAAUCGCCGCGCUCGCCAGAGAGCCUGGCGGCUUUCCAUAUAAAUGUAACGUCAGGAAGAAGAAGAGGAGAAGAAGAAGCAAGAGCGUAUUAUCGUCGAGACAGAUAUGAGGUCCUCUUUGAUCCUAGGAGUCGCCUUGCUCCUGGCGACAGCGGUUCCGUCCGUCGUCCAGGCGUGUCAUGACCAAACGUGCGGAAAUCUUGGCCCAGGCACCAACGCAUGCAACUGCGGGGAGGUCGUGGUGAAAGCGGCGAAGGUGCAAAAGCCGCUGUUCUACGCGUCGCCGGAAGCAAUCAACGAAGCUGCAGUGGCACGUGAGGCGGUUGGAAGAUUGUCCGUGGGAAUGGGUGGGUGGCAGACCGAAAGCGUGCCAUCUUUUACCACACGGCCAUGCGACAGCGGAGCGUUUAGCAGCAGCAGCAGCAGCAGCAGCAGUAGCGGCAGCUUCAGUUCCUCAAGCUCCUCAAGUUCCUCGUCUUCCGUCGGAUUUCGCGGAGGACUGAUCGGAAGGAAAGCUUACUCGCCAUUCAGGCCUGUUGCCUCGGGCAGAGUUGCCUCCAAUUGCGGAUGCGACAAGACCUCCGAAUCUCUGCAAGUUAGGGAUCUCCUGUCCUCCAAUGUUGAAGGGAAAGUUGUGCCCAGUUUCCCACCGAUCGGCGACCUGUGCUACCCGAAUGUCCAGCGUAGCGGAAAGUUCCAAGUGACCACCAAAGUGACCCCGGCGUACCCUGGCAAGAUCAAAUGCGUCCCUCCCAUUCCUUACGAGGUUUGCGUCCAAGUGCUCAACGGACAGAUCGACGAGGCUGGAUUGAGAGAACUCGGCUAUGCGACCGGUGGAAAGCUCAGCGACUACAUCUCCAGGGACGCAGGCAGGACCACGUCGCUAGGCGGAUACAGGUCGUACGCGGGUUCCAGAGCGAGCUCGACCGGAUACGAUCUCGCGGGAUACGCGAAUUCCGGCGCAGCCUCCUACGGAUACGCAAGUGCGGCGGCUGCCAGCGCUGACGCCAGGGCGAGCCUCGCCGGGAGCUACGGGUACAGCUCCGAAUUUAACAAUGUUGGCGAUAACACAGAGUUCCUCGAAGACUAUUCGUACCCCCGAUUGCCCGCGGACCCGGUCUCGGUCACCUUGGCGUACAAAAAUCUCGUCCCGCGCACCGUGUACCACAACAGGAGGGCAUUCGUGCCGGAAGACAAGCUGGCGUUCGGUCACAGAACUGUGCCGACCGAGUCGAGGCCCGGCAACAAGGUGCCGGACGUCCCCGAGGAGAAGCUUCAGAUCCUCGACAAACCCGUUGUGGAAUUGAAGCCGAUGACGCAGACUCCCAUCAACCACGUCGGUGUUUACGACGAGCACGAGGAAGCCAAGUUGGCGGAGCUCGAGGCCAUCGAGCGCGAGAGGAUCAAUCAGGAGGAGAUCGCCGUACAGCGAGAGAACUUUAUUACGUACGGAGACCUAGGAUACGCGCCAAUCAACCAACCUACGGGGAUGGCCUACGCGGCAGGCUCUGUCGGCGAGUUCAACGCGGAAGACGAUAUCGAGCCGGACUGCGGUCCCGUAGGACCACCAGAUCCCGAUUACGUUCCCGGCAGCGUCGUGAUCAAUCAAGAAGUCGUGGAGGACGAUGGCGAGGUCGUGGUUGACGCCCGGACAGACGUCGACGGUUCAAAGGUGUACGUUCGCCAUUACGACGACGGAAGCAGCGACGAGCAGGACGACAGCGACGAUUCCACGUCCGGCAUAUUCGCCAGGUUGAAAAGUGCCGCCCGGAAAUUCGGUCCCCCAUGUGGGGCCGUGUGAUCUCAACGCGGGGAAACGUGAAACGACUCGCUUCAUUGACGGUUCGCGACUAUCGAGAUGAAUCUUGGAUUCGUCUGAAACGCGAAGACGUGGACACAUCCGAAUAUUACACUAGUCUCAGUUCUGUUGUUUCUUUGUGAUGUUAUUAUUGUUAAGAUAAUAUAUAGCAGCAGUGCGACAAUUUAA
Molecule: messenger RNA, 2073 nt
Organism: Vollenhovia emeryi
Lineage: Eukaryota; Metazoa; Arthropoda; Insecta; Hymenoptera; Formicidae
Exons: 5
Coding region: 193-1887 (564 amino acids)
Source: RefSeq, a predicted model, not a curated record